AAGACCGGAACCCCGCGCGGCGCUGGCUACGCACUUCCGCCUGGCUUCGUGAACCCGGAAGUACAGGCCGGAAAGACACCGCUGCGUUUUACGAUAGCUUGCAGAUGUAGUAGGUAACAGCAUUCGCAAAUUAUUUAUUUAUUUUAUUUGAUUAAAUAAGCCGCUUGUCAUUAUAGGGAAACACAAUUAUAACGCACUUCUAACAGAUCGUUAUAAAGAGAUUCAUCGUCAGAGUAGUUAAAAUGUCAAGUUGUGUUGCUUUCCACACACAAGUAGCCUCCAUCAUGGAGGUGUUAGCUAACGCAGCAGUGGCAGAGAUCUGCAAGCUGGUGGACGACGGAUACGCGCUAUUACGCCUGGAAAUGUCCCAAAGCCAAAAGGAGAACGAGCAGCUGAGGAGGAAGUUGGAGAAUCUGGAGUUGCAAGUCGCGCGAGGUUGUGGUGCGCGGCGACCAGCCCAGCGAGAGAAGGGCAACUUUUUACCUGAAGAAAGUGUCUUCAGCAGUCACAUGGACCUCUGUCGAGAUACUUCAAUGCAGUCAGCUGUAGGAAGGGAUGUGCCAGCAGACUCUGUUGAGGUUAUUCCUGAGCCUGGCCUGAUUAAAGAGGAGACCUCUGAAGAAGACUUUGGAAGCCACAGUCCAAAGGAGGACAUGGCGAUCACGGCAGAGCAAUGCUUGGAUUUGGGAGCUGAUGCUGGAGAAAGGAGCGAAGAGACUUCGCCCAGUAAAAGCACAGAGGAGCUUGCCGAUGAGCACAGGAGCAGUCACGGUGCUUGGGAGCUGCCUAACAUGGAGGAGAGAAGAGCAGCAUCCACUCUUAUCAAAGAGGAGAGGCUCGAUGGGGCUCCUGGAGGAAGUUCUCCAGCAGAAAUGCUGAGGAUGGAUGAAGGAAGAGAAAUGGAUUUCACCAUAAGCUGUGCUGAGAGAUCAGCAGGGAAGCCGUCGGUAGUGCCUGGGAAGGGCCCGGCGGAAAGCAGUGAGCCAGAGGGGCCAGAAUGCGAUGCGUGGGACCCGCACACAUGGGAUGGUGCCCCACAGGCCCAGGCAGAGCGGGGGAGGCUGGCACAGGGCCGAGCCGUGAUGCAGGGUCAACUGCUCCCUGAUCACCACCUGUUCAACGUGUCUGGACAUCAAAGACUUGAUGAUGCGGCGGAGCCAAUGCAAGCAGGAAGCUCGGAUCAGCAACUUGUUCCUGCCACUGAGGAGCUUGCUAGCCUGGGCCUAUCCUCGAGGCCCUGCAGCUGGAGAGCAGACAUGCUACUGCUGCAUGCUGAUCAGAGACCUCCCCGCAUGCAGCAUGCAGCUAAAGGCAUUGCAGACGAGGCAGAGUCCAAAACCCCAAACUCUGACGAGUGUAUGACUUCGGUGACAGACUGUCUCCCUCACCACAGGGAUAAGACUCAUUGCAGGGUGACGACAAAAGAGAAACGCUUCUUUUGUGCGUUUUGCGGGAAGGGAUUCAAUUUCCCAAAACAAGUUGAAAUACACCAGAGAGUCCAUACAGGUGAGAAACCGUUCAGCUGCACUCAGUGUCGAAAGCAGUUUUCUCAUUCUGGUAACCUUAAACGCCAUCAGCGAGUCCACACAGGGGAGAAGCCCUUCAGCUGCACGCAAUGUGACAAGCGAUUCUCGCACCUGCACCAGCUGAAGAUGCACCAGCGGGUUCACAGUGGAGAGAGACCCUUUAGCUGUACGUACUGUGGCAAACGAUACGCUGAGAGAAGUUACCUAAGAAUCCACCAGCAGAGGAACCACAUGGCCAUAUUUGGUACAAGCGUUUCUGGAACAUUUGAAAAUGUAGGUCGGCACAUUGUUCCGAACUCCACCCCUGCCAUUAUGUCUUGGAGAACCUGGAACCCCUUCCCAGAAAUAUAGGGCACAUGGUUUUGUUAUGUUCAUGGACGUAAC
This is a messenger RNA of Brienomyrus brachyistius, 1910 nucleotides long. Its product is annotated as endothelial zinc finger protein induced by tumor necrosis factor alpha-like. NCBI's taxonomy places the organism in Eukaryota, Metazoa, Chordata, Actinopteri, Osteoglossiformes, Mormyridae. Gene Ontology annotation, biological process: regulation of transcription by RNA polymerase II. The coding region runs from base 243 to 1877 and encodes 544 amino acids. Gene Ontology annotation, molecular function: DNA-binding transcription factor activity; RNA polymerase II cis-regulatory region sequence-specific DNA binding. The record is from RefSeq and is a predicted model, not a curated record. The transcript is spliced from 8 exons.